Messenger RNA from Hipposideros armiger (great roundleaf bat), 1280 nucleotides. It is a transcript of the gene TPGS1, whose product is annotated as tubulin polyglutamylase complex subunit 1. Gene Ontology annotation, biological process: protein polyglutamylation. The transcript is spliced from 2 exons. The record is from RefSeq and is a predicted model, not a curated record. Gene Ontology annotation, molecular function: microtubule binding. Lineage: Eukaryota; Metazoa; Chordata; Mammalia; Chiroptera; Hipposideridae. Bases 90 to 998 code for a protein of 302 amino acids.
CUGUUAUUUCCCAGUGUCUCCCAGCGGGAUCCGGCGUUGUAUGCCCUUAACCAAGAUGGCCGUUCAGAGGCGCCAGCGCACUGUAGAAUAUGGCGGCGAUUCCGGUCCCGCUGCCCUCAGUGAAGAUGGCGGCAGUGGAGAAGCGGCGGUCGGUGGUGGUCACCGCGGCCAAUUUCACCGACGGAACUCGGCCGUCGGUGUCCCGGGCGGCAGCAACGACCGAGAGCGAGGAGGACUUCCUGCGGCAGGUCGGCGUGACGGACAUGCUGCGCGCGGCCUUGCUGAAGGUGCUGGAGGCGCGGCCCGAGGAGCCGAUCUCCUUCUUGGCGCACUACUUCGAGAACAUGGGCCUACGCUCGCCUGCAAACGGCGGCGCCGGGGAGCCCCCGGGCCAACUCCUGCUGCAGCAACAACGCUUGGGCCGCGCGCUGUGGCACCUUCGCCUCGCUCACUACUCCCAGAGGACAGCCUUCAACAACAACGUUGGUGUGGCCUACGAGUGCCUGAGCGCCAGUGGGCGCAAGAAGCCAGGGCUGGAUGGGCGCACCUACAGCGAGCUGCUCAAGCGCAUCUGCCGCGAUGGGGAGGCCCCCGAGGAGGUGGUGGCACCUCUGCUACGCAAGAUCCAGUGCCGGGACCAUGAGGCCAUACCUCUGGGUGUCUUCCGCACCGGCAUGCUCACCUGUUUCGUGCUGCUGGAGUUCGUGGCACGGGCAGGCGCACUCUACCGACUGCUGGAGGACCCAGCCCUGGCUACAGCUGACCGCUGCAUGGGCCAGGCGGUGCUGGACACCCUGGAGGGGGCCCUGCAGGCUAGCGACAGUGCUGCCGCGCCUGCUCGAUACCUGGAAGCCGGCUGGCGCCUGGGGCCUGACAGUCUGGCGCAAGCCAUGGACCGUGCCCUGGUGGCCCGGAGGCCCAGCUCCCCCAUGACCCGGGAGGAGUUCCUGGAGAAGGCUGCUGCCCUCUUCAUCGCCAAGGUCAAGCCGGUGGGCUGAGCUCUGUUCAUGCUUCGUCUGUCUUCUCCACCCAGACAGUUGGGGACACUGCGAGGCCUGGCUCACCAGCUCCUGACAGGACACGGGUCUGGAAAGAAGAGGAUUGGGUGCCUCUCAUGCAGGGGGUGUGGGGAGCCUUCCUCACACCCAGCUUCGGACCAAAAUGAUGCUCCAGCCCCCUUCAGGGGCAAGCCAAGGGUCCCAGAAAACGGGCACCCCUCCUUACACACCCAUAAAGCCCCCCCCACCCCCAGCAGUAAUAAAGUCUGUGCCUGAGGCCUA